Molecule: messenger RNA, 4515 nt
Organism: Pocillopora verrucosa
Lineage: Eukaryota; Metazoa; Cnidaria; Anthozoa; Scleractinia; Pocilloporidae
Source: RefSeq, a predicted model, not a curated record
AUGGAGGCAGGUUCACUUACAAUCUUUCUGUGUGCUCUUUUCAUAUUUUCUGCCGAAGGUGCGCCGAAGUUCACUAAAGAACCUCAAAACCCAUUGCUUGUUGUGGAAGGUGACAAUAUUACCCUUGAAUGGGGGUAUACAUUUGGCGAAGGUGAAUCACUCCUGCUUCUGUCCAUUGUAAAAGGUAGACUCAUUGUGGUGAACAAAUAUCCCAGCGGACUCUUUAUACCAACCUCGUACCAAGGUCGCUUACACGCGAACAUUACCAAUAGUUACGCAUCAGUCACUCUCCUCGGAGUGAAUAGAUUGGAGAUGGGAAGCUACACGUUAAAAGUAUCGUCUCAACCAAGUGGAGAAUCAAAUUCAAGUACAGUGAAGAUUUCAGUACAAUAUUUAGAUAAACCAGAUAUUCAUUCGACGGAUAUGAGACCUGCAGAAGGAACUGCAGUGAAGAUAUCCUGUAUUGUUGACGGGCAACCGCCACCGAUAGUAUCAUGGACCAUGAAUGGAUCUCCACUAAAUACAAGUGGAAAUUCUAGGAUUUUUCUUAGGAAUGAUGACAAGCAACUGAAUAUAAUGAACUUGAAAAGAACAGACAGUGGAGAAUACCGAUGUGUGGCGCAGAACAUUCGUGGAAAUAUUUCUUCCAAUGCGAGUGUACUGAGUGUCCGAUAUAAACCUGAGAUCAGUCCUCUUCCACGAAUGAUUCAGAGAACCGAAGGAGAGAAAAUGAUUUUAUUUUGUAACGCCACUGGAAAUCCAGUACCGACAAUAUCAUGGAUCAUAAAUGGGUUUUCUUUGGACACUAAUAACAGUUCCAGAAUGAAUUUGUCUUACGAAGGAAAGCAACUCACUAUCAAGAAUGUGAGAAGAACAGACAGUGCAUUGUACCGAUGUGUGGCAGAAAACAGUCUUGGAAAUGUUACGUCCCAUAACACUACCUUGGAAGUGCAUUUUGAACCUGAGGUUACAAUUGAUGGCGAUCAGGAUAAAUAUAUGGCCAAAGGCAGCAAUAUCCGGCUGAUAUGUCGGUAUGAAGCGUCGCCACCAGUGUCUGAAGUGCAAUGGAUAAAAGGAACUGUGAUUGCUAGAAAUACUUCAAUGCUGAUUAAUGAUUCGCGAGUGACAAUUCCAUCUUUCAAUGAGAGUCAAAUACAGUUGUCAAUCACUGCAGCUUCCCUAAAGGAUGGGGGAAAUUACACCUGUAAAGUCACGAAUAUUUUAAACAGCACUCAGGAUAUGACAAUGAUCAUAAUUGAAGAUAAACCUGAGAUCGUGACGCAUCCUCAAAAUAUCACAACAAGAGAAGGCCAAAACGUGACUUUAUAUUGUAACGCUACUGGAAAUCCAGUUCCAACAAUAUCAUGGUACAAGAAUGGAUAUCCUAUAAAUAACAGCUUCAGUACCAUUUUGUCACCAAGCUAUGAACAGUUUACAAUAAGGAAGGUGAACAGAAUAGAUCGUGGCGAUUACACAUGUCGAGCGAAAAACAGAGUUGGAACGGAUACUUCUAACGCUUCCACGAUUAAUGUUCAGUUUCGAGCUGAAAUCGUCUCUCAUCCUCGAGCGAAUGUCACAAAAGAAGAGGGAAGUAAUUUGACUUUAUUUUGUAAUGCCACCGGAAACCCAGCACCGAUGAUAUUGUGGACUAAAGAUGGAUCUCCCAUAAACAAUUCUAGGAUCAGUUUUUCAAUACAAAACAGACUGUUGAACAUAUCAAAUGUGAGCAGAACAGACAGCGGCCGCUACCGAUGUGUAGCGAACAACAGCCUGGGAAAUGAUAUCUCAAACGUUGCUGCUGUUGACAUCCAAUAUAAACCUGACAUUACCACUCAUCCUGAAAAUGAGGAUAUAAAAGAAGGAGGAAACGUGACCUUUUCUUGUAAUUCUACUGCAAAUCCAUUACCGACAACAUCAUGGACUAAAGAUGAAUCGCCUGUAACUAACGAUUCGAGGAUCAGUUAUUCAGUUGUCAAUAAAGUGUUGACGAUAACGAAUGUGAACAGAAAUGACAGGGGACAAUACAGAUGUGUGGCGAGCAACGAACUUGGAAAGGAUAUAUCAAAAGCUGCUAAAUUAAAUGUGAAAUAUCGACCUGAGAUAGCUACUCAACCGCAGAAUGACACAACAACAGAGGGAAAAAAUGUGACAUUAACUUGUAAUGCUACUGGAAAUCCAGAGCCAGUGCUUUCAUGGUCGAAAGAUGGAAAUCUCGCGAAAAGCAGCCACAGGAUCAGCUUUUCAGCAGACAACAAGCUGUUGAAGAUAACGAAUGUGAACAGAACACAUAGCGGAAAAUACCUGUGUUUCGCUCAUAAUGAAGUUGGGAACGCCACCUCGAAAAUUGCCAUGUUAAAUGUUCAAUAUAAACCGGAAAUUAUCACUGAUCCCUCUGGUGACAUGAUGAAGGAAGGACAAAACAGGACCUUUUAUUGUAACGCGACUGGAAAUCCAUUACCGGCAAUAUCAUGGAAAAAAGAUGGACAUUCUAUUGGCAAUAAUUCCAGGAUCAGUUAUUCAGCAGAGAGCAACGAGUUGAGGAUAAUAAAUGUGUACAGAACAGACAGUGGAAACUACCGGUGUGUGGCUAACAAUAGCAUUGGUAAUGCCAGCUCAGAUGCUGCUACAUUAGUUGUUGAAUAUAAAAGUGAGAUUACCACUCAUCCUAGUAAUGUGACAAAAACAGAAGGAGAAAACAUUACGUUACACUGUAAUGCUACUGGAUAUCCGCCCCCUACUCUAUCAUGGACCAAAGAUGGGUCUGACAUAAGUAACAAUUCCAGGAUCAGCUUUUCAGCAGACAAAAAGCAGUUGGCAAUCACCAAAGCGAGCCGAGUAGACAGCGGAGCAUACCGAUGUGUGGCGAACAACAGCCUUGGAAAUGAUACGUCUAUGGCUGCCGUUGUAGAUGUUCAGUUUGCACCUGAAAUCUCCAUACAUCCGAGGGAUGUCACAAUAGUAAGAGGAGAUAAUGUGACUUUUAGUUGUUCAGUCGUGGGGAACCCAACUCCCAGUGUUGUUUGGGAAAAGGACAGAAAAGACCUAAAUGUAACAGGAAAUAGUCGAUUUAACUUGUCCUCAAGGAACAAUAAUCACAGUUUAGAAAUUGCAGAAGUUCACCGCUCAGACUCAGGGCAAUACAGAUGUGUAGCUGAAAACAGCAAGAAUAUAUCAUAUUCAUCUGCAGCUACCCUCACAGUGCAGUAUGUACCAGACCCACCAAAGGAUGUCAAAGUGAUCACGAGAGGAUCACGGGAAGUGAAUAUCUCCUGGACAGCUGGUUUCGAUGGAAACAGUGCCAUUCAGAACUACACAGUGGAAAUCGGAAAAGAUAAGCAGACUUUCAGAGAUGCCAUAUGUCAGGGAACACUCUCAAAGAAUAAUUGUGUGAUCUACUCCACAAGAGUUUCUAUCAAAGAUCUGCUUCCUUGGACAAAAUAUUACCUCAGCGUGUUUGCUACGAACAUGAUUGGUUCUAGUAACCACAGCUCUGUAGUAAAUGUUACCACCGAUGAAGAAGUGCCGAGCAAGGCUCCAAAUUUUGUUGUGACUGUUCUAAACUCAACUGCUGUGAAUGUUUCCUGGCAGAUGCUGAGUAAAGACAUCGCCAGAGGUGCAGUCUUGGGCUAUUACGUUUUGCACCGGCUUAACAGCACUCCUCCCUGGAUUAAUAAAACUGUUGAUAGAGCCGAAUUGACAUCGUUGUUGGUGGGACCACUAAAUGAACACACUUCAUACGAGUUUGCCAUGCAGGCGUUUAACAGUAAAGGUGCCAGUCAUUUAAGUGCUUCGGUGAGAAAGACUACCGACCAGCAUAAACCGGGUAGUACACCACAAGCUGUUACAGUUAGUGCUACAUCUUCUAAAAGUAUCUUCGUCUCUUGGGAUCCUGUCAUUGCUGAUGAUCGAAAUGGAAUUAUCAAAGGAUACAUCGUGAAUUAUCAAGCCUUACCAAAUGGUUACAUCGUUGCUAAGAUCCUCAAUAUCACUAAAGAGGAACAGAAUAAUAGACAAACAGUGACUUUAAGUAACCUGAAUGAGUUUACAAACUACAGCAUCGGGGUAUUAGCAUUUACUGUUUUUGGAAAUGGACCAGUAAGUGUUGGCCAAGUUGUGGAGACACUGGAAGGCAAGCCGACCGGUGCACCACAAGCUGUUACAGUUAGUGUUACAUCUUCUAGAAGUAUCUCCGUCUCCUGGGAUCCUGUCAUUGCUGAUGAUAGAAAUGGAAUUGUCAAAGGAUAUAAAGUAAAUUAUCAAGCCUUACCAAAUGGUGACAUUGCUACGAAGAUCUUCAAAAUCACUAAACAGCAACAGAAUAAAAGACAAACCGUGACUUUAGGUAAUCUGAAUGAGUUCACAAACUACAGCAUUGGGGUGUUAGCAUUUACUGUUUUUGGAGGUGGACCGGCAAGUGUUGGCCAGGUUGUGGAGACACUGGAAGACAGUAAGUUUUAUGCCAGCAUCUGUGCUGUUAUUGUUUCUUUUAUUGUGUUUGUUCUUGCAUUUAAUUAA